Molecule: messenger RNA, 1614 nt
Organism: Coffea arabica (coffee)
Lineage: Eukaryota; Viridiplantae; Streptophyta; Magnoliopsida; Gentianales; Rubiaceae
Source: RefSeq, a predicted model, not a curated record
AUGCAUGAUUUGGUCAGAGAUAUGGCAUUAAGGAUCACGAAUGGAAACUCCAAACUAAAGAUGAGUGGAGAUGUACCACGCUUCUUGGUGAAAAGCUUUGUAUGGAGACGUUCAAAAGUAAUACUGGAACAAAAAGAAUGGACAGAAGAUCUCCAUGCAGUCUACUUUCAUACAUUUGGAAGCGCAGAAAUAGAAGUUCCACCAGGCUGGUCACCGAAUUGUCCUAAGCUCUCAACCUUGCUUCUUCCCCAUUUUUCCAUAAAAAGAAUCCCAGAUUCAUUCUUUCGGCACAUGUGUGGACUUAAAGUUUUGAAUCUAGAAGGGUGCAAAGAUAUAACAGAGUUGCCUAAUUGUGUUUCAGACAUGGUGAAUCUCACUGCUUUGAUUUUGGGGGGUUGUGCACGCCUCAUGUUUGUGCCACCACUGGGAAAGCUCAAGCAAUUGAGGGAUUUGGAUUUAUCAUGCACUAGCAUUCAGGAUUUACCUCAAGGUUGGGGGUCACUGGUCAACCUUGAAAGGCUUAACUUGAAAAAGUGUCAGACUUUAGGUUUAAAGAUAAUACCAAAAGGGACAUUUUCCCAAUUCCACCGUCUUCAACUGCUAUUAUUGCCACCCUUUGGUAAGGUACAAGUUAAUGAUCCGGAGGUGCUGAACCAAUUAGAAAGUUUCAUAAGAUGUUUGUCUUUUACGGACUUCUAUAAAAUUACUCAGUGGCCAAAAUACUAUAAUGUUUAUAUCAAUGACAUCUUAACUAAGGAUCGGGGUUAUGUCUAUUACCAGAAACAACUGUAUUUCCAUCAGUGUAAACUUGGUAGAGGAUCGAACUAUCUGCCAGAUGAUAUGAAGAGUUUGAUAAUCCAGGAUUGUGAGGGCAUGGGCAUUAGGUGCUUAUCAGAUGUUUUUAGAAAUUUUAUAAAUUUAAGCCACUUAUCUGAAUUGUAUAUUUUUGUAUCGGUUGGAAUAGAGUUCCUCUGGAAAUUGCCCUCUCCUUCUCCACAUGAUCAGUUGGAAGUCUCGUCUCUUAGUCCACUCCGUGAUCUCGAACAACUAGGGCUCUCCAGGUUGCCAAACCUGGUUGGUCUUUUUUACGGAGGAUCAGAACCAUAUUUGCUUCCUGUUGGCACCUUUUCUUCCCUCAAAAUAUUGUGGAUUCAUGAAUGUCACAACAUGAAGCAGCUAUUCACAGUGCAGUUGCUGCAGACCCUUCAAAAUCUUGAAACAUUAGACAUUAAAAAUUGUGAAGGACUGGAGGAGAUAGCAGCAGAUGGCAAUGGAGUAGGACAAGGAGGAGGAGAACGCAUCCAAUUGACUUCAAGUGGAGCCACCGCCACCGUCAUCCUUCCAAAAUUAAGGUGUUUGAGUCUGAAUAGGCUGCCGCAACUGAAGAACAUUUGCAAGGCAGCCAUGAUCUGCAAUUCAAUUAAGGAGAUUGAAAUAUUUGAUUGUCCAAAGGUAAAGAGGCUGCCUUUGUUUCUUCCUACCACCAACGGUCUACCAUCUCCUCCCAGCACUCUUCGUAAAAUCAGGGGAGAUGUAGAAUGGUGGGAAUUAUUAGAGUGGGACAGUCCCUACCCAAAAAGUGCCCUUGACCCAUUGUUCAUAGGAAAGGGGUGA